AUGUCGCUUCAAUCCACUACGCAAAGAGUGAUCCGCAUCACCGCCAACUCUCCCGACUACGACGUCAUCGAAUACGCCGAGGUCGACACCCCCAAGAUCACCAAGCCCAACCAAGUAUUGGUGAAAAACAAGUACCUGGGGGUCAAUUUCAUCGAAGCCUACUUCCGCAGGGGCGACUACCCGGCGCAAUUGCCCUACACUCUUGGCAGAGAGGCGCUGGGGGUGGUCAUUGGCGUCGGUAAAGAUGUCACCAAGUAUAAGGUCGGCGAUAACGUCGCCUAUUUGCAACCGAGCACCUUCGCCCAGUACCUGGUGUUUGAUGACGAUAAAGUACAAGUGAUUAAGCUUAAAUCGCAGUUGACUGAGGACGAAUGGAAGACUUUUGGCCUGGUGCUCAUUCAAGGUUUGACGGCAAUUACUUUUGUGGAAGAGGCCCAUAAGGUGGAAAAGGACCAGUACGUGCUUGUGUGGGCGGCUGCCGGUGGUGUCGGCCAGAUAAUUGUCCAAUUGCUGAAGCUUAGAGGCGCCAAAGUGAUUGCCAUUGCUCUGACUGAAGAUAAGCUUAAACUCGCUCAAUCGCUUGGUGCUGACCAUUUGAUCAAUUCGUCGAAGCAAGAUAUCGCUGCUGAAGUGAAUAAGAUCACCAACGGCGCCGGUGUCAACGUGCUGUUUGACUCUGUCGGUAAGGAAUCGUUUGAGGUUCUGUUGGCCGCGGUAGCCCGUAAAGGGUCGUUUGUAUCUUACGGUAACGCCCUGGGGUUGAUUCCGCCUUUCUCCAUUAACCGUUUGCUGCAAAAGAACAUCAAAUUGUCGCGGCCUACGUUGUUUAACUACGUCGCCACCCAGCCGGAAUGGGACCACUACCUGAAGCAAUUGGUGGAAUUGGUCGAAGGCAAGAAGUUGAAGUUUGACAUUUCUAAAGUGUACGACUUGGGCGACUACAAGCAGGCCGCUCAGGACUUGGAAGGCCGUAAGACCACCGGUAAAGUCACCUUGAAGAUUCCCCAAUAA
Diutina rugosa is the source of this 1011-nucleotide messenger RNA. RefSeq names its product NADPH:quinone reductase. Gene Ontology annotation, biological process: cellular response to oxidative stress. Gene Ontology annotation, molecular function: quinone reductase (NADPH) activity; zinc ion binding. The coding region runs from base 1 to 1011 and encodes 336 amino acids. NCBI's taxonomy places the organism in Eukaryota, Fungi, Ascomycota, Pichiomycetes, Serinales, Debaryomycetaceae. The transcript has a single exon. The record is from RefSeq and is a predicted model, not a curated record. Gene Ontology annotation, cellular component: cytoplasm.